Messenger RNA from Boleophthalmus pectinirostris (great blue-spotted mudskipper), 4162 nucleotides. RefSeq names its product Rho GTPase activating protein 45b (gene arhgap45b). Gene Ontology annotation, cellular component: membrane. Gene Ontology annotation, biological process: signal transduction; activation of GTPase activity. The record is from RefSeq and is a predicted model, not a curated record. Bases 168 to 3917 code for a protein of 1249 amino acids. Lineage: Eukaryota; Metazoa; Chordata; Actinopteri; Gobiiformes; Gobiidae. Gene Ontology annotation, molecular function: GTPase activator activity. The transcript has 24 exons.
AGCAACCCCCCCUUAAAGAUCAAUAAAUCUUUUGUCAGGGUUUCUCCGCAUUAAUCAAAACCAAAACUUUCCCCAUGCGACUCUCCGCGCCCUGUUGAUCAAUCAGCUCUGAGCGGAUGCCGGCAGACGGUUUGUGGUGAGCUCUGUCACUGAGCCUGCGCGGCUCAAUGUGCGCCGACAGGAGGAAGACAGACGCACGGUUGUCUUGGCUGAAGGUCGGUCCUGGUGGCACCGAGGUCCCGCAGGGCACACACGGUACACAGGCGCACAAGUGGCGACUCGGGGGGUGGGUGGGGGGGCUGUACGUGAAACUCAAAGAAGUCGGUAUGGACGGCAAAGGCACGCUGAAGAUGUUCACAAGAAAAAAGCGUGAACUCAUGAAGACGCCAUCCAUCACGAAGAGGAGCAGAGCAGGAAGCCCCGGGCCACAGAGCAGCGCCCCAUCCCUAUCCAUUCUUCAGGAGCAACCUCGUAAAGAUGCCGGAGAUGCUGCUCUCUCUUCUUCACCCAAUGUUCCCCCCUCCACUCUCAGCCCAAACACUGCAGGCCUGUUGGACCCCUCCAUGUCCUGUCCCGGGACCCCCAGUGUCCAGCACAGUAAGAUGCAGGGGAUGAACUGUCCCUCUCCUGUGGGCACACUGCGGAGGCCUACUUCACUCAGUAGGCAUGCUAGUGCAGCAGGUUUUCCCCUACAGUCAUGGGUGUUCACUCGGGGGCAGGCGAGGGGUGCUCUGACCCCCACUGCGCAGGUGGACAGUCCUGAGAGCACAGCCCUGGAGGUGGAGGACAUCCCGGCUCUGCUCCGGGAUGUGGCACGCUUCGCUGAUGCGGUGGAUAAACUCAAGGAUGUGGUAAUGGUCGAAGGUAAGGAGAGCCAGCGUCCUGUAGCCCACGAGUGUUUGGGAGAGGUCCUCCGGGUGCUGCGGCAGGUCAUUAACACAUACCCUCUGCUCAACACUGUGGAGAUCCUCACCGCCGCCGGCAAGCUUAUAUCCAAAGUCAAAGGUUUCCACUAUGAGGCACCCAAUGAAGCAGACAAAAUGGAGUUUGAGAAAGCCAUCGAGACCAUUGCAGUUGCCUUUAGCAGCAAUGUGUCUGAACUGCUCAUGGGAGAGGUAGACAGCAGCACCCUGCUCUCACUACUGCCCACAGAGAAGAGCAGGUCAAUGGAAAACCUAUAUGCUGCUGCCGGCGAAGCUGGUCAGUUCAGGGGGGAUCUACAAGACAUGGGCCGGGUGGAGGAGGUAGAUGUGAUCCUCCAGCGCAGUGAGGGAGGGGUGGACUCCGCUCUGCUCUAUGCCAAAACCAUCUCCAAAUACAUGAAGGAUCUGAUCAGCUACGUAGAGAAGAGGACCUCGCUUGAGAUGGAGUUUGCAAAAGGUCUCCAGAAAUUAUACCAGUCCUGCAAACACAGCAUCACACAUCCACACAUGCCUCUGUUCUCCAUCUACUCUUUGGCAUUGGAGCAGGACCAGGAGCAGAGUGUGGGACUGCAGCAGGCCAACACCACUCUGCAUAGCCAGACCUUCAUACAGCCCUUGAUGCAGCGUAAACAAGAACAUGAGAAAAAAAGAAAGGAUAUCAAGGAGCAGUGGAUUCGAGCUAAAAGAAAAUUGUUGGAGUGUGAGGUGAACUUAAGGAAGGCAAAGCAGUCCUAUGCGGCUCGCUGUGAAGAGUACGAAAAGGCCAAAGCAGCAGCCAGUCGAGCCGAAGAGGAGGGAGCAGGGUCUACCGCCAAAACUGUGGAGAAGAAGAAACGCUUGGAGGAGGAGGCUCGCAACAAGACUGAUGAAGCAGAGGCCACGUACCGGACAUGUAUCGCAGACGCCACAACACAAAGACUGGAACUGGAGCACACCAAAGUCACUGUCCUCCGACAACUGCAGGAUGUCAUCAAGCAGAGUGACCAGACACUGCGAUCGGCAACAAUCUCGUACUACCAGUUGAUGCACAUGCAGACAGUGGCUUUGCCAGUGCACUACCAGACUCUGUGUGAGAGCAGUAAACUGUACGACCCGGGACAGCAGUAUGCUGCUCACGUCAAAGACUUGCAGCUGCCCGAGCAGCCCCCCGUCCAUUACACCUUUGAGACCUACUCCCCCAGCUCCUCCUCACACCAUGGCCAUAGGCCGAGAAAUGAUAGUUUCAACACGGAGCCUCCAAGUCACUCUGAGAGUCCAGCUACUCAACAGGACAAGGAGACUGAGGCACAGAGAAAGAGACAAGGACACAAAUCCUGGGGCUCGACAGUGAGUGACGACAGUGUUGGAGGAGAAGGUCUGGACUCUCCAACAGCUAGCACAGGUGACAUCAGUAAAAUCCCCCGAACAUCCUCUACUUGCACGGUCUCGUCUAAUGAAGAUGUGGAUGAAAAAGAUGGAAAUGUUGCUUCAUUUGAAUCUCCAAAUAUCAAUGGUAUGGAUCCUGAUGUGGUUGUGUCUACCAGACCCUUUCGUAACAUUGGUUUAUCUAAAGCUGCUCAGACACACAGACUCAGAAAACUCAGGACUCCAUCCAAGUGCCGUGAAUGUGACAGUUAUGUGUAUUUCCAGGGGGCCGAGUGUGAGGAGUGUUUCUUGGCCUGUCACAAACGCUGUCUGGAGACUCUGGCAAUUCAAUGUGGCCAUAAGAAGCUGCAGGGCCGUCUGCAACUGUUCGGGAGGGAGUUCUCUCAGGUGGCUAGCUGUGCCAGUGACGGCAUCCCCUUCAUUAUCACGAAAUGUAUCUCAGAGAUCGAGAGAAGGGCACUUAAAAUGAAGGGCAUCUACAGAGUCAAUGGAGUCAAGACUCGUGUGGAGAAGCUUUGUCAGGCAUUUGAGAACGGCAAAGAGCUGGUGGAGCUGUCCCAGUGCUCUCCUCAUGACAUCAGCAAUGUGUUGAAACUUUACCUUAGGCAGUUGCCAGAGCCCAUCAUGCCAUUCCACCUAUAUAACCACCUGAUGGGGCUGGCAAAGGAGAGCCUGCACAGUGACGAAGCCACAGAGGGGGAAGAGUCUUGUGGUCCCACUGUUGGAAAAGGUCCCGAGCUGGUCGACCUUGGCCCAGAUACUGAUCCUGAGAUCUUAAACCUCAUUGAAAAACUGAAAGAACUUCUGAAGGAGCUGCCCAAGGCCAACAUCGCGACACUGCGCUACAUCAUACGACACCUCAGACGGAUUGCAGAGCUGGAGGAGGAUAAUAAGAUGAGUCCUAGUAACUUGGGUAUAGUUUUUGGACCGUCCUUGAUGCGCCCACGUCCCACCGGAGCCACAAUCUCUCUGUCCUCUUUGGUGGACUAUCCACACCAGGCCCGCAUUGUGGAGGCCCUCAUCGUAUUCUAUUCAACCAUUUUUCAGUCAAAAUUGUCAAACAAAAGUGGGCGUUCUGCAUCCGUGUCAGUUCAACCAAGCGCCAUAAUAGAUGAGAAGUCUAUGAGCUCCCCUGAUGAAGAGGACAAGGUGGGAGAGGAGAAAGAGAUAGAAGACAAAAUUAAAACAGAGGAGGGGUGCAGUAGUUCUUUGGGAUCGCUAGGCUCCAAUGAGCAGCUCUCGGACUCUGAACUGGAGGAGGAGACUCAGGUGACUCUGAGCCGGACUCUGGUCAAACAGGAGAGUGAGGCCAGUCUGGACGAGGACCAGCUCAGCUAUCGGGACAGUUUAGACAUGUCCAGUGUCUCUGCCUUUCACACAGAUGCUGAACCAGAAGAAGACAGUCCUAAAUGUGAAGAGGCACCAACUCCGCCCAACUGUUGUCCCCCUGAAGAAGAUACUCCAACUGAGGAGGAAGUUGGUGCGUCUUUGGCCAAUCUCAACCUGAAUCAAAACAACAACUACCCCUGCUCCCCCGUUCUAAACCUGCCAGGGCUACCUCUGGCACCCCUUGGCGGGAAGAAGUUACCCCUUACAAGGAACAGGGACAGUGAACCUGAGUUUGUCUGAAAUUAUGAAGAAAAUUGUGUGAAUGAGCUAAAGGAUUUUUUAGAGACUAAUGAGUUUUUAUAUUUUAUACAUGUGUAUCUGUUAGACUGUAAGAUCUAUGCAUUCAUGCUGUUGACUUCACAUUUGAAUGAUGGGGAAAUGUUUUAAUCCACAAAGUUUAAUUUUGCAGUACUUAAAAUUUAAUAUUUUUCUAAUGCUGAAAUGACUUGUUCUUGUUCAUUCAUUUUAAUAAAACCCAAAUUAUA